Molecule: messenger RNA, 1748 nt
Organism: Olea europaea var. sylvestris
Lineage: Eukaryota; Viridiplantae; Streptophyta; Magnoliopsida; Lamiales; Oleaceae
Exons: 3
Coding region: 735-1544 (269 amino acids)
Source: RefSeq, a predicted model, not a curated record
CUAUUUAUUAACUUGAUUUUCUGGAUGCCCUUUUUCAAAUUCUUUAGCCGUAAUAUUUUAAUACAAAUUACAUUUCAUUUUCAUAUAUUAAUUUGCUGAUACUCCCUCCUUGUGUGUUCAUAGAACCAAACUAUUUUGCAUCACCUGUCCUUUUUUUCUUUUCUUUUUGCCCCUUUCUUGGAAUUAGAAUAUAUUAACAUUAUAUUGUGCCUGAACAAAUUAGUACCUAUUUUGUAGUUGUGGUAAACCGUAGCUUUCCUUUCGAAUUCAAUUUAUCUAGGAAGAAACUAUAAUUGUUACAAUCAGAUUUUCCUAGUCAAAAGUCAAAAGUAGAAUUGUCAAAAUUUUAGUCAAAUAAAGACUUAAAUGAAGAAAAUUAUUUUAUUGACGAUAUUUUGAGGGAUUAAGAUGGAUUAAAUUUAAAGUUGGGAUGUAAUUUUCUAAUUAUAGAAGUUAAGGAUUUAAUAAUUUAUUAUAUAAAGUUGGAGGACUUAAGAGCAAUUAUGGGUUAGUGUAGCAAGUGGCUAUUAUUAAACCAUUUAUCCCAUUUCUCAUUUCAUUUCUCUCUCUCUCACACACACACAGUCUUGAAAAAAAAAACGGCAGAGGAAGAAUAAAAACCAAGAAUAAGGGGAAAGAAAAGAGAAAAGGAAGAAGAAAGAAAAGAAGAAAAAGGAGGAAGUCACUAAAGAGAUUGAAAUUUGGGUUCUCAAUUUAUUCUUCUAUUUUGAGAUAUGAUAAUCCCCUUCUGUUAUAUUGGUGAUUUCGAAUUGAAUGAAAAUAAUCGGUGGGAAUGGAGAUGGACAAGUGACAUAUGUGGUUGUAUUGCAAUUAUCAUAAUAGAGAGUACAUCAUACUCAGAAAUGUAUCACCAUUUGCAAAAUAAGCUAAAUGUCGAUCAAUCUCAGUACGAUAUGCAAUUGCGAUAUCUAUUCAACAGUUAUGGGGAUUCAUCUAUUCCGAUGCCAUUGGUAUUCGUUACUAAUGAUGCUGAAUUGAAUUAUCUAUUAGAAUUGAAUAAAAUGCAUCGGACUCCGACUGUUCUUGGUGUGACUUUAAUUAAGAAGGAUGUUAUCGAAGGUGAACGCGAAAAUUCAGGUAAGGCGGAUAACAAUGAUCGAGGUUUUUGGGAGACAGUGGAGAUAGUUCCUGCGGAUGAUGUGGUUAUUCCUGAGACAGUUGCUUUUGAUCGUGAUGUCGCUGUUACGCAUAGAAUUCCAUCGACAGUUGAUGACAAUGAGAAUAUAAACGAGUUUACAAAUGAGAAUUUGAUUGCUUUAUCCCAACAGAAAUAUGAGCCGGGUGGGAGUUUACAGGUUGGAACAAGUGUACCGUCCUCCAAUUCAUCCCGUGUGGCUCCCGAUGAUGAGGACUUUGUUGUUUUGAAGAUUAGGAGAAGCGAUGUGAAAAGAGGUAUUAAAGUGGACGAAGAGGCAGUGCCUAAGCGCUACGAAACUGAAAAAAAGAUGAAAUUUGGACCCGAGAGACAGUGCCGCAACCAUAGCGCCGAGGCGCUAUCAUCAGCGCCUAGGCGCUGCAAUUGAAUAUCUAGGGCGCGUUUUUUUGGACCGUUUUUAAAUCCAUAAAAACCCUACUUCUACAUAAAACGGAAGGGCAGCUGUAAAUACAUCUUUCUCAUACUUUUGAAGGGUUCUUGACAUAUUGGAGAGAAGACAACAAGAAGAGAGAUUUAAAAGAGAAAUUCAAGAAGAUUAACACCAAACAAUUGAAGAUUAGAAGCAUUCAUU